UUGUGCUUUAUAUGUAUGUGUCUAUCAAUAUAAAUAUAUACACAGAUAUCAUCAUCAUCAUUAAACGCCUGGUGUUACUUGUCAAUGUAUGAAGAAUGAUAUUGACUGCACUACCUGAAGACCCAUCUAACCCAUGCCUCCAGAUAUACAUAAAAUGAUGAUAAUUUUCUGAAAUAUUUCUUUUAUUUAGAUAAUCGUAAACAUAUAUCUGAACGUCACAAAGAUAUGUAUGAAGAUAUUUUAGAUGACAGACGGUCUUCUAGUGAUUUUCGAUGGGCCACAAGAACUAGAGAAGACAUUCCUGUUUACUGUUUCAACAAACCACGCAGCUCAGCUGAUAUUAAAAAGGAUGUUUUAAAAAGUAAACGAGUUCAGUAUAUAUUGGAAAAGUUGUCUCAGGAAUCUGGAACUUCAGUUGCAGAACUUACAAAUCAAGCUGCUGUUAUAUUAGAUGAAAUGGCUCAUAACAUUAAUAUGGUUUCUAUUCGGAGUUUUGCUUUCUUUCUUGUAAAAGUGUUCAAGCAACUCUUUUCUCAUAUAUAUGUUAAUGAAGAUGGUAUUCAACAGGUACGAAACCAGCUGAAAGAAUACCCUGUACUGUUGAUGCCCAGCCACAGAAGUUAUAUAGAUUUCUUACUAUUAUCUUUUAUUUUUUUCCACUAUGAUUUACCACUGCCUGCUAUUGCUGCAGCUAUGGAAGUUACAAAGACCCCUUCAUGGGGACUUGACACCUACAAUUUAGUCAUUUUUUCUAAGCAAAGACGAAUACAGUUCUACCAUUGGAAGCUAUAGGGUCACCUGAACAUAACAGAUGAGCAUUAUUUGUAAUUCAACGGUACAACAGUGUAAGACUAUCCUUUUUGAUAUACUUACAUUCUGAUUUCUGCAAUGUGGUGCAUAAAUUGUCAAGAAAAUGAGACGCAUCUUUGCCUCCAGUGAUUCACUUGCAAAUUGUUGAGUAAAAUUAUUUUGCUGCA
Octopus bimaculoides (California two-spot octopus) is the source of this 977-nucleotide messenger RNA. Its product is annotated as dihydroxyacetone phosphate acyltransferase-like. The record is from RefSeq and is a predicted model, not a curated record. Lineage: Eukaryota; Metazoa; Mollusca; Cephalopoda; Octopoda; Octopodidae.